This is a messenger RNA of Solanum dulcamara, 676 nucleotides long. RefSeq names its product auxin-responsive protein SAUR71-like. The transcript has a single exon. Lineage: Eukaryota; Viridiplantae; Streptophyta; Magnoliopsida; Solanales; Solanaceae. The coding region runs from base 106 to 489 and encodes 127 amino acids. The record is from RefSeq and is a predicted model, not a curated record. Gene Ontology annotation, biological process: response to auxin.
AUCAUUCUUCUUGUAUAAAUUCUCUUCUUCCUAAGCUCUUUUUAAAAGCAAAACAAAUAUAUCCUACCUUACCAAAAACAUACAUAUUCAACAAUUUUAUAAUAUAUGGGGAAAGAAAGACUAAGCAAUUGCAUGGUCAUGCUCAAGCUUAUCAUGAGAAAGCUUAAGAGUACUCAUCUUGAACUAAUUCCCAAAUAUUCCAAUAGAUGUCAAUUUGAUGCUAUUGUGGAAACCCCAAAAGCAAAUAAUGAAGUGGUACCAAAUGACGUUAAAGAAGGACACUUUGCUGUACUUUCAGUAAAUCCAGAGGAGGAGCCAAAGAGGUUUAUUGUGGAACUCCAUUGUCUCAAUAAUCCAUCAUUCUUGAAAUUACUAAAACAAGCUGAAGAUGAAUAUGGAUUCCAACAAAAGGGAGUUCUUGAAGUUCCUUGUCACGCCGCGGAGUUACAAAAGAUUUUGGAGGCUUCCGCUUUACACACAGAAGAUUGAAAUGUCUGAAUCACGAGUUUUAUAUACUAUAUGUUACAAUCACCUCAUGUUGAUAAAAAGUGAAUUGGAACUCUAAUAUUGGAAAUUAAGAUAGUUUCUUCUAUGCUAGCUAUAGCUAGGUUAAAAUUUCAAACUUCUUUUUUUCUUCAAGUUUGUCUAAUUUUGGACUUAGUUAUAUAUAUAUUAC